CGCCAAUCUCUCACUCAGCCAUGCAUCUAUAGUUGAUGCCUCAGUUGAUCCUUUCUGUGAUGAUAAUCACCCCCCCGAACUGCAUGACCAGGAUCUGGGCCCAGCCAUGGCUGCCAUAAAUUCGGGUAGCGACGAUACGCCAUCAACGUAUGGGUCAUCCGUCCAGCUCAUGCCCAAGAUCCCGCAUAUCCUCCCCCACGAGCGGGUAUUUCCCAUUCAGAUUGGCUCAGAGCUAUUUAAGCUUUCCGGUGCUUCCAUUUCGUCUGAUGCGCCUUCAUACUUCUCGCAUUACUUCAAAUGCCAAAUUGCGAGGGCAGAGGAAAAUGGUGAGGACUCAUCCACGGCCAUCCGGACACUUUACAUCGACCGUGACCCGGUGACUUUCACCGACAUAUCUCUUCACCUCCAGGGCUACCAUGUGACACCGCGCGAUGGCACACAUUUCGUGCGCCUGUUCGCCGAUGCCCAAUUUUACAGCUUACCCAAGCUGAUAUCCCAGCUCUACGAAGAAUCCAUCUUCAUGUCUAUCGGGCACCGCGAGUUUCAGAUUCCCCGGGACCUGUUUAACGCCCCGGGCAACUCGCCGAACUAUUUCUCCCUGGGCUUCGCCAUGUUCUUUUCCUCGCCGCACGACCUGUUUCCCGGCCUCGACCGCGAGGGCCUGCUGCGGCCGCCGUCGAUCCUCCCGCCGUCCGUCCCCGGUAGGUCGGCCGAGACGUUCGCGGAGCUGCUGCACCUCCUGCGCGGCUACCCGGUGCACAUCCGCGACGAGGAGCACCGGGAGUCGCUGCUCCGGGACUGCCGGUACUUCAACUUCAAGGGCCUCGAGCAGCGCCUGAUCCCGCACGCCAUCGCCUUCAACCAAGCGCGCCGCCGCGACGAGAUCGCCCUGCGCCUCGAGCACAUCCUCAAGAGCGGCGUCGGCGUCAGCCCCGAGCCCGCCCCCAACGACCCCCUCGCUGGCUGGGUCACCUACGCCCGCCCCUACGUCGAUGACCGCCCCGCCGAGCUCGUCCUCGAGAUCGGCGGCGAGGCCACCAGGCUGCACCGCAGCAGCAUGCGCGCCGAGUUCUUCCGCGACGCACGCGCCCGCCUGCCGCGCCUGUUCGAGCUCGUCAUCGCCAAGGCCAGCCAGCACCAGCACCCGCACCAGCACCACCAGCCGUCGUCCCAACCCGCGGCCGCCGAGGACAACCUCGUGCCAGUCCUUCUAGACGGCGAGACGAGCAUCGUCCUCGACGGCAGGCCGUGGAUGCCCGCCGGAGCCGCCGACGACGAGGAGGACCCGAUGACGGAGGGGCUCGGCGGCCUGGACGUGGCGAUGGCUGAGUCGGAUGCCGGCGUGGCGGCGGCGGCGGGGCCCUUCCGCAAACGGAGGAGGACGCAGUCGAGGCACGAUGGCGGCGGGGCGGAGGCCUGGGUCGUCAGGACGGGCCAGUGGCGCUUGCGGGUGCGGAGCGCGAGGAACGGCAGGGCGGGCGUCGAGUGUGUUCUCGUCGCUGUCAAGCUGGAUGCUGUGAGCUCUGAACGCGCGAGGAAUGCGUCGAGGGGUUUCUUGGAUGGGUGAGGCGAUUAAGGGAGGGGGGGAAAAAGGAUGUUUCAACGUAGGCGUGGGAGGGAAGGCUGGGAUUUGUUUUGAGGGCCAUGGUCUGCUUGGGAUUGUUAUGUUUUAUAUCCGUUGCUACCACUUAAGGGAUAUUGCGAGCUCGAUGUAUUUUUCUACGAUUGCCAUUCGAGGUUACAUAUUUAUACAACCAUUCCCUGAUCAAGUCACGGACAAGAGUGAGAGCAUUAAUUAAAC
Messenger RNA from Phialemonium atrogriseum, 1801 nucleotides. RefSeq lists its product as uncharacterized. The transcript has 3 exons. The record is from RefSeq and is a predicted model, not a curated record. Bases 107 to 1567 code for a protein of 486 amino acids. Lineage: Eukaryota; Fungi; Ascomycota; Sordariomycetes; Cephalothecales; Cephalothecaceae.